Molecule: messenger RNA, 1074 nt
Organism: Trifolium pratense (red clover)
Lineage: Eukaryota; Viridiplantae; Streptophyta; Magnoliopsida; Fabales; Fabaceae
Product: protein SOSEKI 5-like
Exons: 3
Coding region: 59-901 (280 amino acids)
Source: RefSeq, a predicted model, not a curated record
CUCAUCUUCCCAAAUUUAAUUAUAUAAUACCUUAGCUACUUUUAAUUACUUCACAAAAAUGGGAACCAAAUCUGUAGUAUCCAUGGAAAGGAAAACAUUAGAAAGUGAGGUAAGUCAUGAGAACUCUAAAUUCUUGACUGAACCAAAGCAUACUGAUCAGGCUGAGCUUAAAGUUCCAGUAAUUUACUACCUCUCUACAAAUGGCCAGCUUCAACAUCCACAUCUCAUCUAUGUUUCAAUCUCUUCUCCAAACGGAACGCUUCGUCUUCAAGAUGUGAUAAAUAGAUUGAGUUUUCUCCGAGGACAAGGAAUUGCCAGCAUGUAUUCUUGGUCUACAAAAAGGAAUUACAGAAACGGAUUUGUGUGGCAAGAUUUGUCCGAAAACGAUUUCAUUUAUCCGAGUAAUAGCCAUGAGUAUGUCCUCAAAGGAACAAAACUAAUAGAACCUUCAAGUUUUGGAUCCUAUGAAACAAUAUUAUCAAUGUCAAGUUCCAAAAGUUCCAAUGAAACAAAAUGUUCUAGCAUGGUUGAAGACAGCUCACCUUCUUCCACAACGAAUAGUUUGCGGCGUGAUUACAAUCUUUACAAUGCAAAGAUAUGCAUGGAUUUUGCUGAGAAAGCAGCUAAUGCUUCGACUCAGACUGAGGAGAAGGGUAGGCAAAGGAUGGAAAUGGAUCGACGAAGUGAAGGGUUUGAAGGAAAUGGUGCUGCAAGGAAAUUUGAUGUGAAUGAAGGGUCUUUGUCAGUUUCCAGCUCUAGUUUUGGAUCAUUGGAAGGGUGUUUGGAUUCAGCAGAUAUAAGAAACCAAAAGAUAGAGAAUGAACGUCCAAGUGGGAGGAUGAGAGCAACACAGGUUUUGAUGCAGUUGGUCAGCUGUAGAAGUACUGGAGAUGAAUUGUGAGUCAAUGAAAUUGGUUUCAUUGUGUAGUUUUUGGGUAGUUUUUAUGAAUUAUUGUUAAUAUAUAUAUAUUAAUUACAACCGAUUGAUGGAGAUGUAUUGAGUUUUUAUUCGCAAUGAACCGUGAUAGAUUGAACAAUUCAAUUGAUGCUUGACGAAAGGUCGUGUUUAUUUAA